AGAAAUGUGUAUACAAAAAGGUGUAAGCAUUUUAGGUACCUCUAAUUUUUUUCUAAACCGGUGGAGUAUCUCAAGUAGUGAAAUUCAAAUGCAACUUUACCAUUUUCCGUCAUGACCUUUGAAAUUGACGUGUUACAUGUUUUUUUGGAAACCUCAAGUUCACGUCAAUUUGGGGUUUAGGGUUUUGAAAAACAAUCAGAAGCAAAGAGAUCCAGAAAUGUCAAGAAGAAGUUUGUUGUCGUUCCUGAAGCGCAGCCCUUCAUCAAAGAGCGAGGUAGAUGGAAGCAAUGCAAAAACGUGGGGACAGUGGGUGGUAUCGGGGACAUUGAUUUGCCUGACAGGAGGUGUUGCUCUUAGUGCACUUGAUGAUCUCUCAAUAUACCACAGUUGUAGCAGCCAGGCAAUAGAGAGAGCUAAUAAGAACAAGGCCAUAAUAGAAUCUAUUGGAGUGCCAAUUGUUAGAGGACCAUGGUAUAAUGCAUCGCUGGGGAAGUCGCACCAAAGGCAUUCUGUAUCCUGCUCAUUUCCCGUUUCAGGUCCACAAGGCUCUGGGAUCAUUCAGUUAAAGGCAAUUAAUAAUAGAGAGGAUACUUGGAUUUCAUUUUUUCAGCCCCGUGCCUGGGAAAUCCUCAUUAUGGAAGCUCUUGUCCACGUACCUGAAAACCAAGAGAAGCAACAAACAUUUCGAAUAACUGUUUCAGAUGACGUGCCCUCUUCAACUGCCUGUGUGACAUGCCCUGACUUCAGUUCUAAAAAAUCUGAAAGCGUGGAGAAGAACUGUAGUUAGUAUAUAUUUCUUGAAUUUUCCAUUCUAGCCAUUUCACUUUCACAAGUUUUGAUUUCACGCAAGAGUGCUAGAGAAUAAUAGGAUGUAAAGUAUUUUAUUCUUGGGAGUGCUUUUGUGUUUUGUGAAGGCUCAUAUAGCAGUCCUAUGAGUUACAUGAUUGUUAUUCAGAAUUUGGUUGGACGGAUAAUUGGAUAUUACUUGUACUCAUCAUUUGGAGUAAAAAUUAAUGAUGAAGCGCAUACUGUUCUUCAAAAAUUAGGUUUGCUAUUG
Molecule: messenger RNA, 1057 nt
Organism: Cuscuta europaea
Lineage: Eukaryota; Viridiplantae; Streptophyta; Magnoliopsida; Solanales; Convolvulaceae
Source: the annotation of a GenBank genome assembly